AGGUUGCAGAACCCGACUGAGCAUGAGCAGUCGCCAUUGUUUGUGGUUUAGAUUAGCCCAGUACUACCAGUCUGUCUUCAUACGUAAAAUUUCAUUUAAUCUCCCGAAUAGAGGCGUUUAUUUGUUAUUUUGACUAACGUUAAAGGUAAAGUAGUGUUUAUUAGUGCUGUAUGACCGAAUAAGUGAAGUGGUCGACGCAGAGCUGAGAAUGACAGAGCAAAGGAGCGGAUACCAGCAGUUGACUAAUGAGGAGGAGGUAGGGGAGGGGCUUCAACAAUCCACUGAUGCACCUCCGCCCUACAGCAGUAUUGCAGCAAGUAAUGCAGCUUUCUUUGAAUACAAAGAGGAUGAAGGCUUUCCCAAACCCCCCUCGUACAAUGUCGCAACAUCAUUACCAUCAUACGACGAGGCUGAGAGGAACAAAGCCGAGUCCACCGUUCCCUUGGUCACUGACAGGGAUGAGGACUUUAUUGCCAGAGAUGGCUUUGAUGAUACAGACCAACUGAGAGUGGGAAAUGAUGGGAUAUUUAUGCUGACGUUCUUCAUGGCUUUCCUGUUUAACUGGAUUGGCUUCUUCCUGUCGUUCUGUCUGACGACCUCUGCUGCUGGCCGAUACGGGGCUAUAUCUGGUUUCGGACUGUCCCUGGUUAAAUGGGUCCUGAUUGUCAGGUUUUCUACAUACUUCCCUGGAUAUUUUGAUGGGCAGUACUGGCUUUGGUGGGUUUUCCUGGUUAUCGGAUUCCUGCUGUUUUUCCGGGGAUUUGUCAACUACUCCAGAGUCCGCAAUAUGGCAGACCAAUCCAUGGGUACACUUCCUCGAACCAGAGUCCUUUUUAUCUAUUAGGUUUCAGGGUGAUUGUGAAAUGAAGUGGUGAAAUCAAAGCAAGCCACCCAAGCUUUUUGAAUCUUCUGGAUAUAAAUGGCAGUGCAAAGAAAAUCUCUGCUUUAAACACUUCUGCAUCUCUCAGUUUUUCACACAAUGCAUAUAAUUAAUUUAGCAUUUUUACUAAAAAAAGUAUUCAGUCAGUUCAACAAAUGAUUAAAGCUUCAUACAAAGUGCAGUCAUAUGCAUUUACUGUUAGGACUUAAAUUUGCGUCUUUGCCAUUUUAAGUUCCACUAAGCAGUGAUGCCGAUUUGGUUUUGUAAAAUUCCCAGACACACACCCAUACACACAGUUUAUUUCUGUGUUCUUUGUUUCUUGAUUUGUGGGAAAGUUGUAAUUUUACUUUGUGAGUAAAUCUUGUAACUGAACUUUCUUUUGUGAUUUAGAAAAGAGUAUGUAUAUAAGGUAAACAAGAGAGUGAUAUUAACAUGAAGAUUAAAGACAAAUGAUUAAGAUUUACACAACAAAAUGCACAUGAACCAACUGCUGGGUUCUCGUAAAGACGAGUGUAUUAUUAGUGCUAACUAUGUUCAGGAAUACUGUUUCAUGAAGUGGACCAAAACGAGUUAUUAUAUACAAGUUAAGACAAGAUUAAUAGCGGUUAAUUUAAACAUUGAUUCCGCAUUCUAGCACACGUAAACAUAUAAUGCGAAUAAUCAAUCAAUGAUCGGGUUUGAACAUUAGAGUAUUUUAUAAUGCCAAAUGUAGCAGUAGAUGAAUUCUCCAUUAUUUUAUUUUGUAAGAAAGAGUUAGUGCUUAGUUGUGUUUGUGAUUUGUAUCUGUUUUACACUUAAUAAAUAAAUAAAUGUAACCUAUAUGACAUCACCA
Paramisgurnus dabryanus is the source of this 1712-nucleotide messenger RNA. RefSeq names its product Nedd4 family interacting protein 1 (gene ndfip1). Gene Ontology annotation, molecular function: WW domain binding. Gene Ontology annotation, biological process: ubiquitin-dependent protein catabolic process; positive regulation of protein ubiquitination; vacuolar transport. The record is from RefSeq and is a predicted model, not a curated record. Gene Ontology annotation, cellular component: perinuclear region of cytoplasm; endoplasmic reticulum; Golgi apparatus. NCBI's taxonomy places the organism in Eukaryota, Metazoa, Chordata, Actinopteri, Cypriniformes, Cobitidae.